Cinclus cinclus is the source of this 771-nucleotide messenger RNA. Its product is annotated as OX-2 membrane glycoprotein-like. The transcript has 4 exons. The coding region runs from base 7 to 771 and encodes 254 amino acids. Gene Ontology annotation, biological process: regulation of immune response; negative regulation of macrophage activation. NCBI's taxonomy places the organism in Eukaryota, Metazoa, Chordata, Aves, Passeriformes, Cinclidae. Gene Ontology annotation, molecular function: cell-cell adhesion mediator activity. The record is from RefSeq and is a predicted model, not a curated record.
UCCAAAAUGACUUUACAAAUUCUGGUUUUAUGUUUGGCAUACUCUGGGCUUGGAAAGGAAAAUGUGGUUCCUCAGGCUGGACACACAGAAGUGAGGAUGGGUGACAAUGUGACUCUGAGCUGUGUCCUGACAGAACCCAUGGAUGUUGUGCAAGUGACAUGGCAAAAGGACUCAGAAGGAUUAAAUGCAAAUAUAGCUACAUACAGUGAAGCAAAUGGAUUAAAGAUUCAUGAGCCCUAUAAAGACAGAAUGAAUUUCACAAGUUUGGAACUCAAUAAGACAAGCAUAACUUUUUGGGAUACUAGAAUGGAUGAUUCAGGAUGUUACAAGUGCCUCUUCAAUGUUUACCCUUUGGGCUCCUUCUCAGGAAAUACCUGCCUGAGCGUUUUUGGUCUCAAUGCAUCUGUCUAUCACAACAUUUCUGAAAAUCAUUUGAUAGCCGUCUGUGAUGCUCAUGGCCUCCCAGAGCCCACCAUCACCUGGAACAAACUGUUCAAUUCUACUCCUACAGAGAAGACAGUCAAGCACAAAAAUGGGAUUGUGUCCAUCACCAGUAAACUGGAAAUCUACAACAUUCAGAGCAUCAGUGCACAGGAUUUGACCUGCACAGUAAGCAACACAAACGAAGCAGUUGAAUUGCCUGUGAAAAUAAAAGGAGAAGAGGGAUCAUCAUUGCUUUGGUUGGUGAUUAUUGCAGUGUUUCUAGUAGUCAUCAUAGUUCUGGUUCUGAUUAUGUUGUUCCGGAGGAAGAUCCUAUGCAGAAGAAAUUGA